GCGACUGCCUACCAAAAUACUGCAUCACCAAGAUACGUCGGAUUGGCGAGCUCCAGUAAUUUUGGUUUUCUACACCGACCAUAGAGCGCAAUUCUACCAAGGCAUGACUUAGUCGCAUCCACGGUUCAGCAUAGAGGUAAUGUAUAUUAGCGGACGUCACCAUGUUCAUUUCUUCAUCCCAUACAAAGCGCUUCACACUUCAAUCCAGACAGCGUCUUCGCGGCACUAUACUUGUCACAAAGCCUUUCACGCUACCUUUCACACACCUGUUCACAUCACCUUUUACAAACUACCACCCAAAGACGCUGCAGCUGAUACUACAAUGGCACUCUCCCUAAUAGUCCACGCACCCUUCGAUAUCAUACGGCCAAGACAGCCAAGACAGCUACCCAACGAGUUUGAGCUCUCUAUCCUGCCAUCGGAAUUGCAUGUAGUCCCCAUACCGUUCCCAGCUGCUCACCCUUCAAGAGCAACCUCACCAAUGUCGUCCUCAGCCGCCUCGAUCGCCUCCACAAACAAGACCCCAGCACACUCGGUAUUAUCUUACCGUACGUCAGACGCUUCCACUUCGACAAGCUCCAGACCCACGUCAUCGGCUUCAACGGACUCCAUCUCGUCCCUUUCGACUACACCUGCGCAAAGUGUAGUCUUCAAACCAAAUCCAAAGGUCAAAAGUAUGGACGCAGGACGGAAAAAUACCAAUCUCGAAGUACACAACGUUUUCUUACCACGUGCACCCGUUUUGCGACCUCUGGAAUCUCCUAUGUUGGGUUUGACGAACAUGAUCCCCGAAUUAAGGUUGGAUCUGAUUGUCUCCACGCCCAUGUCAUUGCCUGAGACGCCGGUGCUGCGACCGUGGAGUGAUGGGGAUGGGUUGAAGGCGAUUCCGAAAUUGAACUUGGAUCUUUAGGAACCUCUUCUUCGAGCAGUCGGUCUGGACCGGAUUGGAGUUGGGUUGGAAUUUUUGUUACACGCUAUAUGUUGGCACACCGACGCAUAUUUUCCAUAGAAUAAAGUAGAACGAACAUGAAACCUCACUCGACACUUAUCUAUCGAUGCCUGUGUCAAGCAUCUGUAUGAGUGCGGCUUCUAGU
Messenger RNA from Alternaria alternata, 1094 nucleotides. RefSeq lists its product as hypothetical. Lineage: Eukaryota; Fungi; Ascomycota; Dothideomycetes; Pleosporales; Pleosporaceae. The coding region runs from base 140 to 910 and encodes 256 amino acids. The transcript has a single exon. The record is from RefSeq and is a predicted model, not a curated record.